AACCCACAUGCAUCAAUUAUCUGCCCAUUUCAACAUUAUCAUGGAUUUUAGUUAAUAUGUAGUUAAAGUUUCAUUCUACAUUGUUUUCUCACACGCACGGUUCAAGAAGCUCCCCGAGCUUAUGACAUAUAUAAUUGACCUUUGAUUGGUUACAAGCCAUGGAAUUACUUGACCGGCCUUAGCACGCUUGACUUCCGGUGACGGGGCCCUUCUACAUCCCCCCAACCUGCUACAAAAUGAAGAAGGCUACCCGUCAACAUUUUUUCUUUCACGGCGAGCUGGGCCGGGACGAUGAAAAAAAGAAUUGUCACUUUUGCCAGAUUCGCUCGUUCGCGACACACACGCGAUUCCCCGUCACAAUUAUCAAUACAGAAGACAAUGCGGUGCUUGAUCCUGAUUUCCGUUUUGUAGAUAGGUCAAUCCUCGGAAACGGUGUGGAAUUAACUAAGAAGGAGUUCCUCACUGGCUGUGAGUGCAUCGAUGGAGAUGAUUGCCAGUACAAUACGUGCAAUUGCCUACAGGAUGUGGAGGACGAUUCUUCCGAUGACGACGAUAACGCUGCCGCGGAUGAGAAAUCCUACCGUGGGAAAUUUCGCAAGAGAACAUAUGCGUACCACACACAUGGCGCAAAGGCUGGCCGACUACGUUCCAAGAUCCUAGCUUCACGCGACCCCAUCUACGAGUGUCAUGAAAGCUGCGUGUGCCCUCAGGACUGCCCCAACCGAGUAGUAGAGAGAGGUCGCAAGAUCCCAUUACAGGUAUUCAGGACUACGAAUCGUGGUUGGGGGGUGCGGAGUACGGUAGACAUCAAAAAGGGCCAGUUUGUCGAUAAAUAUAUGGGCGAAGUGAUCACUGCGCGGGAAGCUAAUGGCCGACGCGCAAAGUCUCACAUCGCGCAACGUAAAGAUGUCUACCUCUUCGCGCUGGACAAGUUUUCGGACCCGGACUCGUACGACGAGCGACUACGUGGUCCACCUUUGGAAGUGGACGGCGAGUUUAUGUCGGGUCCAACUCGAUUCGUAAACCACUCCUGUGACCCGAACAUGCGCAUCUUUGCUCGAGUAGGGGACCAUGCUGAUAAGCAUUUACAUGACCUGGCCCUAUUUGCGGUCCGAGAUAUACCAAGGGGUGAAGAGUUGACAUUUGACUAUGUAGACGGUAUUGAUGAUUCGGACAACGAUGCACUUGAUCCGAAGAUGCAGAAGGAUAUGACGCGUUGUUUGUGCAGAAGCAAGAAUUGCAGAGGCUACCUCUGGUAAUGAAUGGUAUGGGGAUUAUAUGUAGGAUGCACUAUCAUUAGGUAUCCUCUUUUGUGGUUCUCGGUUUCUUGUGCGUUGAUAUCGGCAUCUCAUUAUCAACGUGAGUGGCUCGGGUUAUUACUUGCUUGCUUGCAUACUAUGUAGGUACCUGUGAGGGACUAUGUAUUACUUACUUGGUGGUGCAAGAUGAUGAGCAUUGAAGUUGUUGCCUAUCGUUACCUAUGUACCUGAUGUGUGCAAUAUACAUGUGUGCACGAUGUGUGCAUAGUACGUAAGUAUCCAUCUGGAAAGCUAGGAGUUGUCAAAGCCAAUGAAAAUUUACAUGGA
This is a messenger RNA of Hypoxylon fragiforme, 1586 nucleotides long. RefSeq names its product SET domain protein. Bases 237 to 1259 code for a protein of 340 amino acids. The transcript has 2 exons. Lineage: Eukaryota; Fungi; Ascomycota; Sordariomycetes; Xylariales; Hypoxylaceae. Gene Ontology annotation, cellular component: nucleus. Gene Ontology annotation, molecular function: histone methyltransferase activity; zinc ion binding; protein binding. The record is from RefSeq and is a predicted model, not a curated record.